UCUUUCCAGCUAGCUAAUAAGAAGCUACGAUAAUAUUACUAUUAGUCUAAGAUGCCUAGCCCAUUUUUUGCUACUAUUUUCCUACUGGUGUUAUUUAUUGGAACAUUUGUUAGUUGUACUGAGGGUGCACCUCGUGCUUUCUUUGUGUUUGGUGACUCUCUUGUUGACAAUGGCAACAAUAAUUAUUUACUAACUUCAGCAAGGGCAGAUUCUCCACCUUAUGGAAUUGAUUAUCCAACUCAUCGUCCUACUGGCCGUUUUUCUAAUGGCUUCAAUAUACCUGAUCUUAUAAGCCAAGAGCUUGGUGCGGAGGCUACAUUGCCUUAUUUGGACCCUGAGCUUACUGGAGAUAAAUUGCUCGUUGGAGCAAAUUUUGCUUCUGCUGGAAUUGGAAUUCUUAACGAUACUGGAAUUCAAUUUGCAAACAUAAUAAGAAUAUCGAUGCAAUUACAAAACUUUGAACAAUAUCAAUCACGAGUGAGUGCUCUUAUAGGAGAAGAACAAACAGAGCGGCUAGUAAAUGGAGCACUUGUUCUUAUUACUUUGGGAGGCAAUGACUAUGUCAACAACUAUUUUUUCACACCAGUUUCUCUAAGACGACUUCAGUACAAUCUUCAAGAUUUCUCUGUUUAUAUCAUCUCCGAGUAUCGAAAGAUCUUAAUGAGGCUAUAUGACUUAGGAGCUAGAAGAGUUUUAGUGACAGGAUCAGGUCCAUUAGGUUGUGUCCCAUCUAGUUUAGCCUCAAGGAGUGUCAAUGGAGAAUGUGCUGAGGAGCCUCAAAGAGCCUCAGCAAUUUUCAACCCUCUCCUUGUCCAAAUGAUUCAAGGACUCAAUCAAGAACUUGGCUCUGAUAUCUUUGUUGCUGCAAAUGCUAUGGAGAUGCAGACUAACUUCAUCACAAAUCCACAAGCUUUUGGUUUUGUGACGUCAAAAAUAGCAUGUUGUGGACAAGGACCGUAUAAUGGAAUAGGCAUUUGCACAGCUUCUUCAAAUCUAUGCCCCAACAGAGAUUUAUAUGCAUUUUGGGAUCCUUUCCAUCCUUCUGAACGUGCCAAUAAAAUUAUUGUUCAAACACUUUUUACUGGCUCUGAUAAGUACAUGACACCAAUGAACUUGAGCACCAUUAUGGCUAUUGACUCUCUCUAAAUCCAAUUAUAUAAU
Solanum stenotomum is the source of this 1161-nucleotide messenger RNA. RefSeq names its product GDSL esterase/lipase At4g28780-like. NCBI's taxonomy places the organism in Eukaryota, Viridiplantae, Streptophyta, Magnoliopsida, Solanales, Solanaceae. The coding region runs from base 52 to 1146 and encodes 364 amino acids. Gene Ontology annotation, molecular function: hydrolase activity, acting on ester bonds. The record is from RefSeq and is a predicted model, not a curated record. The transcript has 5 exons.